This is a messenger RNA of Geodia barretti, 327 nucleotides long. The record is from the annotation of a GenBank genome assembly. Lineage: Eukaryota; Metazoa; Porifera; Demospongiae; Tetractinellida; Geodiidae.
AUGCUGUGUUUGUCAGACAUCGAGAAAUUCGCACAGAAUAACUUGGAUGUCAAUGCCUGGAGGUAUUUCUCAAGCGGGGCAACCGGUCAAACGGAGACUCUAAGGAUAAUGAGGCGGCAUUCUGAGAUCGAUGCUCUGAGUGAGGUGGUGAAGGCAGUCGAGGGACGUGUGGAUGUGUACAUGGAUGGAGGAGUGAGACGGGGAACUGAUGUGCUGAAGGCUCUAGCAAUGGGGGCCAGGCGGUCUCAUAGGGAGACCAGUCUGUGGGGUCUGGCCUACAAUGGACAGGAGGAGUGGAGAGGUUCGCAGAUACUCAGAGAUGAAUGA